Messenger RNA from Rotaria sp. Silwood1, 2862 nucleotides. NCBI's taxonomy places the organism in Eukaryota, Metazoa, Rotifera, Eurotatoria, Philodinida, Philodinidae. The record is from the annotation of a GenBank genome assembly.
AUGAGUAUUGUCGAAGUUCAACAACAAGAAACUAAUGCAAAUAAAACAAAUAAUUCUUGUGUUUUACCACAACUUCGAGGACAAUCACAAAGACCUGCUGGUCGAACAGAAAAUGAUUUUCUACCACAAGAACUUAUGAUUACUUUACGUCAAACAGCUUUACCAGCUGAAUAUUUAGGACCACCUGGUAUAACAAAUCCAAAUAAACUUUUAAGACCAAUGCCAUCUACAGUUUCACGUCGUCCAGAUAAUGCUUGGCAUUAUCAAAGACAACGAGAUAAAUAUCGUUUUUUACUUGAACAAAAUCCAUGUACAUGUGGAGCUGGACAUGAUAUAUCAUUUUUAUGUGAAGCUACAACAGUAGCUUUGACACAGGAACAACAAAAUAAAUCAUCUACUCAACAACGAACUACUGAUAAAAGUGCUAUACGAGCUAAACGAAAUGAAUUACAACAACAACCAGAUAUCGUAUUACCUGAAUCAAUCAUACCAGAAGAAUUUCGUAUAGUUAAAAAUAUUGGUGUUACACCUAUUGAAGUUCAUGAUGAAAAACAUACAACUAUUACUGAAGAACAUGUUAAUCAUAUAACUGUAUUUCCAUCAUUAAAACCAGUUGGACGUACACAAGUAUUAAAAUUACGACAUACAAUGGAUGCAUUAUUAGAAAAAAUAACUAUUGAAGAUAGUGAUUUACAUGGACAAACUCAACUUCAUAAUUUACUUGAAUUAAUUAAAGAAGAACAAAAUAUUUAUAAUAUUGUCUUUCAUGAAAUAAUUCGUCAAGUCAGUGUUGAAUGUAAAGAUCGUGGUGAAUUAUUAAGUAAAUUACGUGAACGAUAUUCAUCUUUAUUAUCACGUGUACCUCGACAAAUAAAAAGUUUACAUGAAGAAUUAAUUGCUCAACGUGCACUUGAUCGUCGUUUAUCUGAACAAUUAAUUCAAUUUAAAUCAACUGUUGGUACACUUAUGUUAGAAUUGGAAGAUGUUCGUGAACAUGAUCGACGUGUUACUGAAGAAGCUGAAAUAGCUCAAAGAGAUCUUCAAACAGCUUUAACUGAAUCUCAAAAAAAUGCUUCACUUCUUACUGAAUAUCAUGAAUUAUAUGAUUUACAACGUAAACGUUUGGAAAAACAAACUAAUGUUAUUGCAUCUGAAAAAGAAUUAUGGCGUGGAGCAGCACAUACAAUUGCUCUUAAAGUUAUUGUUGAAUAUAAAUUAGCUACAUCAAAACGUUUAAGUCUUGCUGAACAAACUUGGUAUACAUUAGCUAGUCAUUUUUCGAUUUAUCUUAUGGAUAAAGAUACAAUUGAAUUAACUGAUGUACAAAAAUCUGCAAAUGUAUGGCGUGAAAUUGUUGAAACAUUUGAUCGUGAACAAGAACAACGUGAAUUUGAAACAACAAAAAAUCUUAAUCGUCUUAGUAAAUCUAUUGAAACACUUCGAAAUACAUUUCGACAAAAUCAUUUUGAUUUGGAAGGAAAACUCACUCAAAUACCUGAUCAACGAAAAACAAUUGAAUAUUUAAGUCAAAUUAAACUUUGGGAAGAAUCCUGUACACGUGAAAUAGAAAAAUUUGGUGGUGAUACUGUACUUAUUAAUGAAGAACGUAUGAAAAAAGCUGAUAGACAAUUAAAAAAAUGGAUUGAAAUGACAGAACGAUUAUUUAGUCGUCAUCCAUCAACAAAUAGUGGAGAUCAUAGUGAACAACAAGCACUUCGAGAUCUAUUUGAUAAUAUUUCUCUUUUACAUUCCCAAUAUCGUAUACGAAUGACAGGUGAAAAUGGUUUAGCACAAUCAGUUAUUUUUUUUAGUAAUGUACUCGAAUCAUGGAAUGGUAAAUUUAAUACAUAUGCUUAUAGCGGAGGAAAAAUAAAUGAAGGUGAAUGGCUAGGAUUUUAUUCACAAAUGGAUGAAUGGAUUGAUACAAUGAAUAAAGCAGUGACUUUUGUUGGAAAAUCAACAAAAGAUAAUCAUGAUGAUAAUAGUGGAGAAAAGAAAGAAAAUGACACUAAAAAUGUUGUGCAAGCUUCAGCAGUAUUACAACAAGCUAAUAAAGGUCUUGUUUCUCUUCGUCAUUAUGUUGAAAGUCAUAAUGGUCGUAUUUCGGAUGAAUCUCUUCAACUUGAUUCUAAUAUGGUUCAUUGGCUUAUUCAAAUUCUUAUUGAUCUAGCUCCGAAUCAAUCCACAUUAUCCCAAGAAGGACAUGAUCAUCUUGAAGCAAGUCGUAUACCAGUUGAAAAUUUAAUCAAAACACAAAAAACUUUAUGUGAACAAUUAAAUUCCAUAACGAAAUAUAUUGUAAAAUGUUGUGCAGCAUUAACUGCUGAAGAAAUGUUUACUAAGCAAAUGCGUAAAGAAAGUGAUGCAGAAAAAGAAGUACUUGAUCUUAAACGUAUGCAGGAUGAAUGCAACGAUUGGAUCUAUACAUCGAAAGUUCUUUUAGCUGAAUUAACUGGUGAUGAAGGUAUAGUGGAUACAGGUCCACCAAAACGUGAGAUUGAAAAACCAUCAACAAAAGAUCAAUCAGAUUGGCCUGAUAUGUCAACAGAAAGACGAAAAGAUGAUGAUGACACAGUAGGAGCUGAACAUGUAUCAUUUGAAGCAAUAAGUCGUGGUGGUCUAACAGAACGACGUCGAUUAGGACGAUCACCUGAUGAUGAUAGAGCUAGUUCAAUAGCUUCGAAAUCAGCUAAAGUUGGUUUUGAUGCAUUACGAACAAUUGCACAAUUACAACAACAAUUAGCUGAAACAGAAGCACGAGCAGCUAGUUUACAAGAACAAGCAAUGUCUCUUGAUGUAGCAUUACGCGAAGCAAAUCAACGUAUUCAACAACUCGAAUCAAAUCAACGUGUUCAACAAUGA